AUGGCUCCGCCAUUGCCCGACCUCGUCAUGGGCAUCGGCUGCAACAAGUGGGGCACGGACCCCGCGAAGUUCGACGCCGGCGCGCUCGAGGCCACCUACGUCGCGGCGCUCGACGCCGGCGUCACGCUCUUCAACACGGCGCAGGCCUACCCGACGAGCGAGGCCUGCCUCGGCGGGCUCCGGGCGCGGACGCGGCGGCCGGCCUUCGUCGUCUCCAAGUUCAACUCGCUCGCGGCCGCGCCGCAGGCGCUCGUCGCGUCGCUGCGCGACUCGCUCGACGCGCUCGGCGCGGCCAAGGUCGACGGUUUCCUCGUGCACUUCCCCAGGGGCGACCUCGCGGCGCUCGCGGACGGCCUCGCCGCGGCCGUCGGCGCGGGCCUCGUCGACCACGUCGGCUGCUCGAACUUUGGCGAGCGCGCGCUGCGGCGGCUCCACGGCCUCCUCGCGGAGCGCGGCGUGCCGCUGCGCUUCAACGAGAUCGA
Aureococcus anophagefferens is the source of this 482-nucleotide messenger RNA. RefSeq lists its product as hypothetical. The transcript has a single exon. The annotation marks the transcript as partial. NCBI's taxonomy places the organism in Eukaryota, Pelagophyceae, Pelagomonadales, Pelagomonadaceae. Gene Ontology annotation, cellular component: cytoplasm. The record is from RefSeq and is a predicted model, not a curated record.